Dioscorea cayenensis subsp. rotundata (Guinea yam) is the source of this 2877-nucleotide messenger RNA. RefSeq names its product receptor-like serine/threonine-protein kinase SD1-8. Gene Ontology annotation, biological process: recognition of pollen; protein phosphorylation. The transcript is spliced from 7 exons. Bases 224 to 2731 code for a protein of 835 amino acids. Gene Ontology annotation, molecular function: ATP binding; protein serine/threonine kinase activity. Lineage: Eukaryota; Viridiplantae; Streptophyta; Magnoliopsida; Dioscoreales; Dioscoreaceae. The record is from RefSeq and is a predicted model, not a curated record.
AAUGAAGCAAUCUGUGUCAAGCAUUCUCAAGUCUUUGAAGUCGGAUUUUUCCAAACCAAACCCAUAAGCAUUCAAAGAUUCAAAUUAAGAUUCAAAGUUCUAGAUAAAUAUAAUGGACAGACUAUAUGAAUAAUUUGACUUGGUCUUCCUGGCCAAAACUUGGGCUGUGCCACAAAAUUAUCAAAUCACAUGACGGCCAUUUACCAGAACUCAUUAUUGCAUCAUGAGAGCAUUCACAGGAAUGCAUCCCUCGCUCAUCCUCCUCUUCAUUUCCUUUUCUUUUUCCAUCGCAAUUAGGGAUACUGUAACUCCAAACAAUCCUCUGCCUGAUAACGAGACUCUGAUCUCCAGUGAUGGAUCAUUCUCUCUGGGAUUCUUCCGCCCCAGCAGCAUCUCCAGCAAUCUCUAUCUGGGGUUGUGGUACAGCAACAUCACACCCAAAACCAUAGUAUGGGUGGCCAACCGUAAGGACCCAGUCAUCAACUCCACUGCAGUUCUAUCCAUCUCAACCAAUGGAAAUCUACUCAUCACCAAUCAAAGCUCCACCAUUAUCUGGUCCUCCGGCGUCACAAACGUGACCAAUCCGGUGGCACAACUCUUAGACACUGGAAACCUGGUAGUCAGAAGCGACGACGAUGGCCAGAGUUAUGCUUGGCAGGGCUUUGACCACCCCACGGACACCUUAAUUGCCGGCAUGAAACUAGGCGUGGACUUCACGAAAGGGCUCAACCGGACCUUAACCGCAUGGACAAGCAGCACCGAUCCGUCACCUUCUCAGUACUAUGUAAUGAUGGACAUACGUGGGAGCCCGGAGCUAGUCAUUGGCGAGGGUUCAGAAAAGAUGUGGCGCUCAGGGCCAUGGAACGGGGAAGGCUACAGUGGCAUCCCAGAAACGCUCACAUACUCUGGGUUCAACUUCAACUUCACCAACAACAAGCAAGAGAUCACCUACUCUUUCACCACCAACCAGUCACUUGUAUCCAGAGUAACCGUUAACGCGUCCGGUAUAGUGCAACGGUGGUUGUUGGUUGAUAGCAGCGGAUUAUGGAACUUGAUGUGGUACACGCCCAGCGAUCAGUGCGACUUCUCGCCGCCGUGCGGACCGUACGCAACGUGCAACCCAAAUAACUCGCCCAAAUGUGAUUGUAUUCAGGGGUUCAAGCCCAAGUCGCCGGAUAAGUGGGUGUUCAGGGACGCGACCGAUGGAUGUGUUAGAAAAACUCCAUUGGAUUGUAAGAAUGGGACAGAUGGGUUCCUGACCGUGCCGAAGACUAAGUUAGCAGACACUUGGAAUGUAACCGUGGACACGAGCUUGAGUUUAGUGGAGUGCAAGGCUAAGUGCUUGAACACUUGUGCAUGCAACGCGUAUGCUCCGUCGGAUGUCCGGAAUGGUGGAAGUGGGUGUAUAAUUUGGACGAGCGAGCUUACAGAUCUUAGGGUGUUCGUUAGUGAUGCUUAUGGGCAGGAUCUGUAUGUUCGGAUGACUGCUGCCGAUCUAGGUUCCUCUUCAUCAACCAACUCUAGGAAAAGUAAUAGCCACAAAUGGCUAAUCAUCAUAAUAGUCCUUGCUUUGCUGAUUCUUAUUCUUGCUUGCAUUGGUGGUCUGCUGAGGAGGAGGAGGAAGAGAAGGCAAACCAGAGGCGUAUUAGCGGUCACUACUUCCUUCCAUGAUCGCAGCAAUAGAAGAGUGGACAAUUUAGAGCUUUCUGGAGGCAACGAUCUUGAACUUCCUCUUCUUGAUUUGGGGACCGUUCAAUCUGCAACUGACCACUUCUCUAAUGCAAAUAAACUUGGGGAAGGUGGCUUUGGUCCAGUGUAUAAGGGGAGGCUAAGAAAUGGACAAGAGAUAGCAGUGAAGAGACUUUCUAAGAGUUCAGUACAAGGCCUGGUUGAAUUCAAGAAUGAGGUUAUGUUAAUUGCCAAACUGCAGCACCGAAAUCUCGUUCGCCUUCUUGGAUGCUGCAUUGAAGGAGAGGAAAGAAUACUGGUUUAUGAGUACAUGCCCAACAAAAGCUUGGAUUUCUUUCUUUUUGGUAAAUCAAAAGACCAAGUUUUGGAAUGGCCAACACGUUUCAAAAUUAUCAUGGGAAUUGCUCGCGGGCUGCUAUACCUACAUCAAGACUCUAGAUUAAGAGUUAUUCACAGAGACCUCAAAGCUAGCAACAUCCUCCUUGAUGAAGAGAUGAAUCCCAAGAUUUCUGACUUUGGUAUGGCUAGAAUUUUUGGGGGAGAUGAGGCAGAGGGUAAUACCAGAAAAAUUGUAGGCACAUAUGGAUACAUGUCUCCAGAGUAUGCAAUGCAUGGAGUCUUCUCUCAAAAGUCUGAUGUGUUCAGUUUCGGUGUUCUAGUGCUUGAGAUCAUCACUGGCAAGAAAAACAGAGGACUUUAUCUCGCUGACAGGCAUACAAACCUUUUGGAUAGAGUAUGGAGUUCAUGGAAGGAGGGAAAUAGCUUGCAAGUGGUUGAUGAAUCAAUUAAGUCCUCUUAUGACAUGAAUGAAGUGAUAAGAUGUAUUAAUGUGGGUCUCCUAUGUGUGCAAAAUCACACUGAAGAUAGACCCUUGAUGGCCUCUGUUGUUCUUAUGUUGAGUGGUGAUAGUGUACUCUCUACUUAUCCCAAGGAACCAGGGGUACCUCUGAGAAGAGUUCCACAUCAAUCUGAGUCGUCUUCCAGCAAACAAGACACAAGUUCAACUAAUGAAAUGUCAAUGACGCUGUUUGAAGGCAGAUAGUGGCAUGUAACCUUUCCAAAUUAUGUAUAUGGUAUUUGUGAAAGAAUAGUUAAUUCUCUAAAAGGUUAUAAGAAAAAAAAAAAGAAAAAUUUUGCUAAAUUAGCUUCUAGUUUGUCUUUUAAUAAAUUCGGGAGUUGUAGUAUGAG